Drosophila mojavensis is the source of this 1205-nucleotide messenger RNA. RefSeq lists its product as uncharacterized. Lineage: Eukaryota; Metazoa; Arthropoda; Insecta; Diptera; Drosophilidae. The record is from RefSeq and is a predicted model, not a curated record. The coding region runs from base 484 to 1050 and encodes 188 amino acids. The transcript has a single exon.
AAAUUCUUGUAGACUUUUAUACAGGCAUUUUACAAAUUUCUAAUAAGUCUUAAAUAUUUUGAUAAUCAUAAUCACAAGACAUUCAUAUAUAUUGUAUAAUAGCAUCGACAUUGAUUAUCUAAUUUUUAUUGAGAAAAACUCUUUUGUUUUCGGAAACUAUUUUCAGUUAACGGUUUAUCAAACUCACUAAUUUUAAAAGUCAAAUUUGGACAAGGCAAAUUCGUACAUUCAAAGAGAUAUCUAUAGAUCAAUAUCAAUGAAUAUCAUAUAUGUAUGAUUUUGUUUUUUUGACUUUGUAAUCUAGCAUUGCUGGUGUUUGCUUAAUAUGGAACGAAAACAAAUUAAUUUUCCCUUCAGAAACAUAGUUUUCGUUUUUAAUAAACGGGUUUUUCAAGUUAUUUUAUGUAUGGUUGAGACAUCAGGCCGAAGAACAGUUACAGCUGUUUCAACAUCUUGGGGAAUCAUGUAAUCUAUGCGGUCUGUAUGUCUGUCUGUUAUCUAUGGAUAGGCAUGCCAAUGCAGCCGAUGAUGCCAUUACCUUCGAAGGUGCUGUCAAAGUUUAAUUAUCAAACUAGGCCACGUGUUUGCAGCGAUUUCUCGUUCGAAAGUCGUUGUAUAAAAGUGAGGGAAAACACCAGACGGAGCAUCAGUUCAAUUCGUACUUUAAAGCCAAAUACAAUGAAGAUCAGUCUUGCAUUCAUACUUGUCGCAGCCGCCUGCGUCUGCACGACCCAUGCACUGGGCGGCACCAGCAGCGAAGGAUUCGACUAUGUCUGGGGUGCUAAGGUAGCAGCCAGCCAGCUGAUCGCCCGCGAGGUCGUCUACAGAAGCAAGACUCUGCUCGGGACCACAACAAAGACAUACACGCUCACACAGGACCCGACUGCGCCAAAAACCAUCCAGUACAUAGCCAUUACAAAUCUGAAACGGAUGCGAGGCGCCACAGCUGAAAUCACGUCCGGCGGUGUGGGCUCCCAAUCAGUCACAAUCAAAUUCACUUCGGCCCGUGGCGGCGCCAUCAAGUCUCAGGUGGAAAUUUGGGGUGCAUAAGAAUCGCUUAAAAUAAUGUCACCUAAUGUAUCUAGUAUUUAUUUGUGUCAAUUAAUCAAUCAAUUCAAUGUAUAACUUGUCAAUGCAUUGCGCUCGAUUAGUGAAUUUAUAUGAAAUAUAUCAAGUUUUUUAACACCUAUUGAAAACUAUGUGAG